Drosophila subpulchrella is the source of this 693-nucleotide messenger RNA. RefSeq names its product FK506-binding protein 2. The record is from RefSeq and is a predicted model, not a curated record. Bases 83 to 499 code for a protein of 138 amino acids. The transcript is spliced from 2 exons. NCBI's taxonomy places the organism in Eukaryota, Metazoa, Arthropoda, Insecta, Diptera, Drosophilidae. Gene Ontology annotation, biological process: protein peptidyl-prolyl isomerization. Gene Ontology annotation, molecular function: peptidyl-prolyl cis-trans isomerase activity.
GACAACCAUUAACCAAAGUCGCAGCUCGCAGUGGAUACAUUCAUUUUUAAAAGAUACGAUUUUGUGCUAAGCUCCUGAUAAGAUGAAGCUAACUUAUUUUCUCCUAAUAACCGUUUUUGUGGCCGCCUCUGUGGCCAGCGAACCCAAGGUGAAGAUUGGGGUCAAGAAGCGCGUGGAGAACUGCACCCGGAAGGCCAAGAACGGUGACCUGGUCCACGUACACUACAGGGGCACGCUGCAAGAUGGUUCCGAGUUCGACAGCAGCUACUCCCGCGGCACUCCCUUCUCCUUCACCCUAGGGGCCCGCCAGGUGAUCAAGGGCUGGGACCAGGGCAUCCUGGGAAUGUGCGAGGGCGAGCAGCGGAAGCUAACGAUUCCCCCGGAGCUGGGCUAUGGAGCCAGUGGAGCGGGCGGUGGAAAGAUUCCACCCAAUGCGGUGCUCUUCUUUGACACGGAGAUGGCCAAAAUCGAACCACGUUCUGGUUCUGAAGAGCUGUAGGUGAGGCACAUGUCGCCAUUCCAAGCUAAAUCCAAAGUUUACUUACAAUAUGGUUUUUCCCAUGUCACCUUUUAAAACAUGUACUUUUGUGUUCACUUAUAUACUCUUUUAUAUUGUAAUCUAAAUUGUUUUGGCAAUGGUUUCUCAUAGAUGCCCCGCCAUGACCAUUAGAAUAAAUGCCAUUUUUUAUACUA